Polistes canadensis is the source of this 2461-nucleotide messenger RNA. Its product is annotated as major facilitator superfamily domain-containing protein 12-like. Gene Ontology annotation, molecular function: symporter activity. NCBI's taxonomy places the organism in Eukaryota, Metazoa, Arthropoda, Insecta, Hymenoptera, Vespidae. The record is from RefSeq and is a predicted model, not a curated record. The transcript has 8 exons. Gene Ontology annotation, biological process: carbohydrate transport. Gene Ontology annotation, cellular component: membrane. Bases 388 to 1734 code for a protein of 448 amino acids.
UGCUCGUCGUUUUUCAACCUGACAUGUUCUUAAAAGUCUAAUAAGUUUCUACAAUAGUGAUUAUUUCUUAUUUUAGAAAAAUCUAUUAUUAUCUUCUAUACACUAUCAGGAAUAUUAUAUAUCUGAUACUUAUCUCUUCAUUAUCUUACUUUCAAGAAAUUUGAAAUGACGAGUAUGGUAUUUAUUGUUUAUGUUGUUAUGACCGAUACUAAGAUAAGAGAAAACAAAAAAUAAACCUAUCAAUCUUAACAUACGAUACAAAUAAAAGAAACAAGAUGAUGAUCAGGAUGCUAAAUUCUUUCAAUGUUUCUAUGCGUCGCAACUGAUGUAUGCACACUGAUAAAGUAUUAAAAAAGAAAAAAGUGAAAGAAGUAAACCAAAGACAAAAUGGAGAAAACUAUUAAAAUGGAAAAUGGAGUAUUUGUUACGGAAACUAAUAGAGUAUUUAUGUCAACCAAAUUGGCAUACGCUUUGGGACAUAUUUUCAAUGAUUUGGCAGCAGCCAUGUGGUUUUCUUAUACUUUAAUUUACCUUCAAAAAGUUGCUCUAAUGGAGCCAAUAAUGGCUGGGACACUAUUAUUAUUAGGCCAAAUUGUGGAUGCUUUUACAACACCGAUCUUUGGUUUUCUUGUCGAUCGUUAUUGCAAGAAAAAGAUCUGGCACAUUAUUGGCUCCGUAUUAGUAACAUUUAGUUUUCCUAUGAUUUUUGGAGGAUUUGCUAAUAGUCCUAACUCUAUCAUCGUAUUCUUUUACAUACUGAGUAUCGUGAUCUUUCAAAUUGGCUGGGCAGCUGUACAGAUUUCACAUUUGUCAAUGAUACCAUCAUUAACAAGUUCAUUACUUGGUCGAACCGAAUUAACAGCGAUAAGGUAUUCGGCACAGGUAAGCGCAGCAGUUGUAGUUUUUAUUGUUACGUGGAUAGUCCUUCCAAAUAAUGGGGAAUCCAUGGUAUUGCUAGAUGAAAAUGAUGACUACAAAUUCAAAAAUAUUGUGAUUGUUAUAACUGGGAUUGGUUUGACAGCUACUAUCCUCUUUCAUAUCUUUCUGAAAGGAAAUCUUUUAGAAAAUGGUAAUCAAUCACAAAGCAAAAUGAAUAUCGAAGAAUCUACUUGGCUUUUAGAUGGUUUAUCGGGCCCUAGGAGAUCAUGGUUUGCAACAUCUAUUUUACUCAGAGUAGCAAUGUUAUACGUUGCAAGCAGAUUAUUUAUAACUCUUGCAACAGUUUAUUUACCACUUUAUAUUGAAGAAACUGCAGUUGGUGGUAAACAAGCGUUAGCCACUGUACCAUUAGUCUCUUAUCUAUCUUCAUUUAUAGCUGCAUUGUUACUCAAAUAUAUGAACAGAUCUUGCGGUACCAAGAUUUGUUACCUUACUGGAGCUUUUAUCGGGAUUCUAUCAGCAGCCAUCACAGAAUUUGGUGGUAGUCACGGAAUAAUUACAUACCUAAUAGCAAUUCUAAUUGGCGCGGGUAGUUCGAUUACCAUGGUAACGGCAUUAAGUGUAACAGCUGAGAUCAUUGGUCCGAGAACCGAAAAAAGUGCAUUAGUUUAUUCGAUAGUAACAUUUCUCGAUAAAGUCAUUACCGGAUUGGUCGUCGUUCUUAUUGAACGAUGGAGAUGUCAUCAACAAGAAUUAUGUCCAAAUUACAAUCGUGACACAUUAGCGAUAGUUUGUGCAUCAUCAAUGUUACUUGGUCUUGUCACUUUGUUAUCAGUGUCACGUUGUUUAACAUGAAUGUGUACGUUAUCACGUUAUUACUAUUAUUUUACUAAUUGUUUUAUAUUCUUUUUUAUGUUUCUUUUUUCGCGGAAAACGAAUUUUUUUUAAAUAAUACUCAACACUUUUACGUCGUAUAAUUUUGUUUUAUUAGUAAUACGUAUUUUAUUGUUAAAUUUGUAUUUAGAUCGUUUCGUUGAUUGUUCAGGAUUUAGAAUGAUUAGAAUGUGUUAUUAUAAUUUGUUCUUUUCUUCUCGUUAAGAUUUUUAAUAUGAUAACACUGUUCAAAGACACAACGAAUAUUUGAAAAAAACUAAUACUAAAAGACUUUUAACGAUUUAAUCAAGUAUUACUAACUUUAAUAUCAGCGCAUCAUCUUUCUUUUGUCUUUUUAUAAAAAUGAAUAAGAAUAAUUCAUUUUGAAAAGAAAAAAGGAAUAUCCGGACUUACGUCCAACGAAUAGAUUUAUUAGUAAUAUUUAAUAAUAUUUUUUUUAACUCUUGUACAAAGCUAUAUUAAUUAUAUAUGUAUAUGUAUGUGUGUAUAUUUAUUGUUAAGAUAGAUUAAGAUCCUUUUUAUAAUUCUGAAUUUCGAAGGUUUAUGAACCAUAUUUGUAAUUAAAAAAAACAAGAAAGAUUGAGAGAGAAAAUGAAUGAGAAAAAGAGAGCUACAGAAGACAAUAAUUAUUAAUCUAUAAAGAAAAAUGAAAAUGAAAGAUACAAGAUAAAUAAUUUAACUUUACGAA